GCCUGCGCCUGCGCUGUGCGAACCGACCGGCCUCGAACGCCCCGGCGGGAGGUUUUUCUAUAUGAGUGGAGAAGAGAGUUAUUGCAAGUGGAAGUAACACAACAUUAUUUUAGGAUGUCUGAAGAUGAAGAAAAAGUGAAAUUACGCCGUCUUGAACCAGCUAUCCAGAAAUUCACCAAGAUAGUCAUUCCAACAGACCUGGAGAGGCUAAGAAAGCACCAAAUUAAUAUUGAGAAGUAUCAACGGUGCAGAAUCUGGGACAAGUUGCAUGAAGAGCAUAUCAAUGCAGGACGUACAGUUCAGCAACUGCGCUCCAAUAUCCGAGAAAUGGAGAAGCUUUGUUUGAAAGUCCAAAAGGAUGACCUGAUACUUCUGAAGAGAAUGAUAGAUCCUGUUAAAGAAGAAGCAUCAGCAGCAACAGCAGAAUUUCUCCAACUCCACUUGGAAUCUGUCGAAGAACUUAAGAAACAAUUUAAUGAUGAAGAAACCUUAUUACAGCCUCCUUUGACCAGAUCCAUGACUGUUGGUGGAGCAUUUCACAAUACUGAAGAUGAAGCUAGUUCUCAGAGUUUGACUCAGAUAUAUGCAUUGCCUGAAAUUCCUCGAGAUCAAAAUGCUGCAGAGUCAUGGGAAACCUUAGAAGCGGAUUUAAUUGAACUUAGUCAACUGGUUACUGAUUUCUCUCUCCUAGUGAAUUCGCAGCAGGAGAAGAUUGACAGCAUUGCAGACCAUGUCAACAGUGCUGCUGUGAAUGUUGAAGAGGGAACCAAAAACUUGGGGAAGGCUGCAAAAUACAAGCUGGCAGCUCUGCCUGUGGCAGGUGCACUCAUCGGCGGAGUGGUGGGGGGUCCGAUUGGCCUCCUUGCAGGCUUCAAAGUGGCAGGAAUUGCAGCUGCACUUGGUGGUGGGGUGUUGGGCUUCACAGGUGGAAAAUUGAUACAAAGAAGAAAACAGAAAAUGAUGGAGAAGCUCACUUCCAGCUGUCCGGAUCUUCCCAGCCAAACUGACAAAAAGUGCAGCUAAAAACCAAAUUUCAGUAUUAUUGGCACCAAUGUAUCUAUCCUAACAAGCACCUUGCUGCUGUGGACACACAGCUUUUGGAACAUCACGUAUCAAGGCAGUGGCUCUAGAUGCCCAAGUGGAAUUGAAGCGUGUUAAGUGAUGUAUUUUGUUUGCUGGGUGUUGUUGAUGUAGAAAUCGGGGAGCCUGGCUGAGUGUGUAAUGUCUGUGGGGUCAAGUUUAAAGACGGUCAAGGUGCAGAUUUUCUGCCUAGAAAUGUGAAAACUGAAUCUGUAACUCCGAAAAGAACUUAAGAUGUGUAGAAAUGAACUGCAGACCCUAAGGUUAAGUGUACUUGUAGAUUAUUUAGGCCUGAUAUCUAGGGAAAGAAUGGGAGUUCAGGAGCCUUUUUAUCAGAAGCCUUUUUAUCAGUUAGGGAAAUCAGGGCCUCACAAGGGGCAAAGGUGAGCUACAUAAUGGAGCCCAUUUGGUGAACAAAAUUGCAGUUUGAUCCAAAUAUAUUUUCUGGUGAAGGAAAUUAGUAGUAUAAGGAAAUGGAAAGAGCAGCCCAACUUCUCUAAGACAUCUUAAUUUGUGACUGCUGCUUUUCUGAAUUCUGCCUUGAGUCUCAGUUGGCAGGAGACUUAGCCAGCCACCACACUCACUCUGUCAUCCUUCUGUAAUGCCUCAAAGUCUAGAGCCCUUUGCUGUCCCUUCCUCAUAAUUUUGGAAAGCUCUUUGGUUUGUGGGGUGAAUUCCGCCCAUGAUUAGUGAAGGCUUUUUUCAUAAUCUGCCUUUUUCUAUCAUUUCCUGUUUUUAUCCACCCUUUCCUAUAAUCUCUUAAAUUUUAAAAAAAGAAAAAGAAAUUUCUAAGUAUUUCCAACAUGGUUAGAGUUUGGCCUAAAAAUGAGCAGAGGGGAAAAGAGCAAGACCGUAUCCUGGGGCACCUUCUGAUUCCAAGGGGCUGAGGUAGCCGCCACACAGAGGGUUCUGACUCAUCCUUUUUCCAGGUGGCCAUUGGAGGACACUCUCUACCUUGGUGGCUAGCACACCCCUUUUCCUGACUUUGCGUUGUCUGUGCGUUCCUUCACUUUCCACAGCUGCUGUUUCUUCCCAAGAAUGGUGCUCAGGCUGACCUUUGUUCACAUUCUAGAUGAUGACAGCCCAGUGCCAAGCCUCAGACCCAGUGAAGGACUUGUGGUGCUAAUGCCAACACAUUGACAGCAAGCCUGGUCCAGCCCAACCCCACAUCUAUCUCCAACAGCAUAGAGGUUUUAAAUCUAGAAAAGAAGAAUUUAAAAUUGCAGGCAGCCUCACUCUCUACUGUGAACUCGUUUGAAAUAGGAAGGAACUGCUUUUCUGCCUUGCUCUUUACUCUUUUCUGAGGACACAAUGGGCACCUGCACCCCAAAAGGUGUAGGCAGUCUCUGCCCAGGAGUCCAGGUUCAUCAGGGGCUUGAAUGAUUAUCACUUAGCUUUUCUCUUGUUGAGUUUACCUUUCACUUCUGUGUCUAGCUAGGGAUCUUUCUCUUCCAUACUUUUUGAAUUUCAGCAAUAAAUUCCAGUGAGACAAAGCACCAUUCAUGAUUAUCAUUAAUGAAGCAUCAAAUGUUGUUUUCUGUUUACCUGUAUCUUUAAAAUAAUACCAAGAAAGAAAGAAAUAUUUUACAUAAUUGUCAGAUUAUGAUCCAGUAUCUGAUAUUGGAUACGUGUAAGGUUGUUUUAAACUCCACCUUUUUUCUAUUCUCUGGUUCUUGCUACCCCUUUAACAUAACCUAUUCAAAUUUGAACAGGAUCAGUGCUCACCCAAAUAUUUUUAAAAAGCUUUUUAAUUAAUUUAUUUUUUGGUACUGGGGAUUGAACCCAGGUGUGCUUAACCACUAAGUUACAUCCCCAGCCUUUUUUAAUUUUUAUUUUGAGACAGGGUCUUGCUAAGUUGCUGAGGCUGGCCUCAAACUUGUAAUCCUUCUGCCUCAGCCUCCCCAGGAGCUGGAAUUACAGGCAUGAGCCACGACACCCAACACUAAAACAAGCUUUUAAAACUCAGUUGCAGGGGUGAUUUCUAAUAGGGCCAGUACAGCUAGUCGGCUAAAAUGAUAAAUGUAGAUAGAGUUAUAUCAAGAUUCAGUGGUGUUAUUCGAUUCUAUAAUUUCCAGAAUUCCUCCCUUCUUCAUCACUGCAUAGUACUCUACUCUGUCAUCCCCAGAUUGCCCAUGCUUCCCACACUCCAUCUUAGGGGCAGGGUCAGGGACUCUAAAGGACCUAAAGAAGAGAGGAGGCCUGUAUUUGUAACUCGCGUUUUAUUUUGGAAUUUUUCAUUUUUACUGAGCUAGUGUGGGACCCCAUUGUACUCAGAUAAGCCUCUAACUUUCACCGCUCAUCAGGAUUGGAAUAUCACUCUGUCUUCGUGCUUUGUCAAGGUAGUCAUUUUUUAAAAGCUUUAUUAAGAUUAUUUAGAAAUUCUAUCUCAUUUUCCCAUAAUAGAACACAAUAGUCAACUUUUUAUAGAAAUUAACUAUAAAUGAUAUAAAGUAUUUAUAAAUAAGUCAGUGACACAGAUACCAAUCUUAAAAUUGAAUUUAAUGCUGUAUAGUGUCAGAAAAUUUAUCUUCUCUAUGAUUUAUUAUUUAUUGUAACAAGUUAGGAAUGCUUUGAUUAAGAUCUGAAAAUUGGUAGGGGCUCAUUGGAAUAAAGGCAGCACAUAACCUGAACAUUUCUCUGUAGAGCAGAGAUUGAAACUUUUUGGCUGUAACCCACAGUAAAAAAUGCAUUUGUAUCAAAACAGCCUAGACAUGAUGAAACAUUAUUUGCUAUUAUGCACAAGGCAUUUGGAUCAUUAUUUUUAAAAUAUGCCAGUUGCAACCCACUAUACUACUUCAUAAUCUACAAAUGGAUUGUGAUCCUUGGUUUGAUAACACCCUUUUGGAAAAAGAGUAAUACUCUUCAGAAAAGAGUAUUCAGUAAACUCUUUGCCAGGCAGACUUAACUAGGCAUUUUAUAGGGGGGACAACUGAGCCUUGGAGGAAUGAAAUACUUUGGAGAGGGUUAUUCAGCCACAAAGGGUGAAGCCAGGAUGUAAAUGUGACUGGUGAGCUACAGAAACUUCGAUAUGCUGCCUCUCAACAAAACUGGUCACCUAUUCUGCCUCACCCAGAUGCCCAUGUAUUCUGUAAUACAAACUUGGAAUUGCUGUGCCAUUUAUUGGCACCUUUGUCCUUAGCCUUCUGAUUCCCAUCAAGUGUCCAGAAGCCUCAAAGUCUGUAAUGGCAGCUGUUGCAGAGGUACAUGGUGCUGAAUUUGGUCCUCAGGCUAUAAAAUUAAGAAUGCUUCCAUACCAUUCACACACCCUACAAAUUACACUCAUAGGUUAUAAUCAUUGUUCAAAGUGCUUUUUCUUUGAUUUUAUAAUAAAAUUCUAAAACAAAUAUAACUCAGAAUCAAAUCAUUGCUUUAAAGUGAUGCCCUUGGGAAGCCAUCACUUACUGUAGUGAUGCUAUUAUUACUUAAGUUACUUUUAAACUUUUCUUUUGGAGUUGACUCUGAAGCCAUCUUCAUUUUUAUUAGUCAUAGGCCAUUUGCCCUUGUUCUUGGGUCCUCGCCUCUCUUCCUGGCUUGACUUUCCCGUACAGGGGCUGCUUACCUAAGGAUGCCCAGAAUGGGGCUGUGCUGGUACUGCCGAUAACUGGCCAAAGUAGCCAGUGCAAGGACUUUGAGGUUAUACUGAAACUGGUGCUAACAGGGAGAAUACCAGGAGACCAGAAACCUCCCUGUGGCUGCCUGCACCCAUGAGUGCUGUAGGUUGUUUGCACAUGAGUAAGGUCUAAAUGCAGGUAAUAACUGCUCACCAGAGGUUGAGGAAAUCUGUAAUAUAAAUAUUUAGCGUACACUGUUUUCCUCCUGUGAAAGCACAGAAACCAAACCGUGCUUUGGGUUUACCGUGCUGUAAAAAUGAAAGGUGUUUCUCAGGGUCCCAGCCACCCUUCCUUGCUGCCCGAGGACCCUUCAGGAGGAUGCAUGAAAAGCCUAGGAUAAAGGUUCUCCUGUGAUAUGGGAUGUGUUCUCAUCAAAGUAGAAGGUGGCUGUGACUCUUGGUGCUUAUGUUUUUUUUUUUUUUUUUUUUUUUAAACUGUGUUUCUAGUAGGUGGUUCUCACAUUUAUGUUAACUUGACCCCCUUGCAUACAUAAGCUUCUUGGGUGUAGUAGACAAGCAAUGGUGAAGGAUGCACACCGUACCUAUAUUGCUACCCUCAAAGAAAUUAGUUUACUGUGACAAAAAAAAAUACAUUGGUGCAAUAUUAACAGAAUACAUACAUUGAAAUAAAAACAAAAAAGGUGUCCAAGGCAAAUGACUCCCCAUAAUCACGUAGAUAAUUUGCACAAGAGCUAGGAUCACGACCAUGGUAUGGUCUGGGGGAAAAAAUCCUCCCUAAUUAACAUGUAUCAAGCUGCCUGUUGAGACCUGUGGCCUUUCAGCUCCAUUUCAACAUUCCAGAUCAGGCAAAAAGGAAAGAAACCUUUCCCCUAGAGGAAAUGACACUCAAUUUCUUAACUCUCAACAACAAUGUCAGUCUUGUCACCUGUGCAUCUGACAGCAGAAGCCUGAGGAUUCUUCAGCAGCAUGACUACUCUAACCCUGAAUGGACAGCUCCCGUGGAAAACUUCACUUACCAGAGAAAGACAUCCAAUGGUACAUGUUUUUCAAACAAUUCUCAAGUAUUGGAGAUUUUCUUAAGAUUAAUAACUAAGUUGUUUACUUGGAUUUCAUUAGUUAAACCCCUCAAAGAUGUUUUCCAUUUUAUUGUUAAAACUUUUGGUGUUGGCAAAGGUCAGCACAAGUAAAGGUCCAAUGGUGAGAACUUCUGCCAACUUCUAAUUCUUACUGAAUUAAUUGGUCAUUUAUUAUGUUGCUGAGUGGUGCCUGAAUAAAAGAAAUUGCAAUAAAAUCCACCACAAACUUUCAGCUUAAUCCCUGUUGUGUGUUGAAUGCCAGGGCCAUAUGUCAAAAGAUAUCAGACCUACAGAAUUAAUCCUGAUCCGCCAUUUAGGCUACCUAAAGCAGUAAAUCCCAGCAAAGUACCCUAAAAGAGGAAUGGACAAAGUGACUCAAGGCCACAAGGAGUGGAGGGACUAACUGCUGGAAACGAAGGGGAAGGCUGUGGAAUGUGGGGCAUACGAGCAAUAGCCUAAGAAUGUGCUGCCUGAAGUGGGUAUGGGCUUCAAGCGGAAGAGGAGCUACAUGCGGAAGAGGAGCUGCACGCGUAAAACUUCAAAGAACACGAGAAAAACAAUGAAUUAAAUGUAGCUCGGUGAUGAGGCUGGUCAUAUGGAAAUAGACUAGGGAUAACAAAUUUGAGGUGUCCCUAGGCACUUAAGUGAGACCAUGUGUCAAAAUAAAAUAGAAAGGGCUGGGGAUGUAGCUCAGUGGUACAGUAUCCUCAGGUUCAGUCCUCACUUAUCCCCCACCCCAAAUACAAGUGUUAUGGAGAUACCUAAAAUGAAUGGAGACUUGAGAAAAAUACUAUAAUUUUAAAAUGACUUUUUAAAGAGUUAGUUAUAGCAAAGGGGGUAUGAUGACAGAUGCCUGGUAGAAGGUGUAUCUUUUUUCUUUUUUUAUCUUAGUGAAGAAUGAUAUCUAAACAUGAAAAUAUAUAACAUCUAGUUAGGAGCAGGAGAGUAAUCAUACAUUCCAGCUUAUCUGUUGUCCCAGUGAAAGUGUUACUGAUCUCCCCACUUCUCCUUCACUGUCAAGAUGUCCUGAUCUGGAUGAAAAAUUACAUGGUCACCCUAGUUAUAAGGGCAAUGACAGGUUAAGUGUGGAGUUACAAAAAAAAAAGGGGGGGGGGAGCAUCUAUGUUCUGUUUUAAAGAAAUGUAUGUAUCA
This is a messenger RNA of Sciurus carolinensis (gray squirrel), 6879 nucleotides long. It is a transcript of the gene Stx17, whose product is annotated as syntaxin 17. The transcript is spliced from 8 exons. The coding region runs from base 115 to 1023 and encodes 302 amino acids. Lineage: Eukaryota; Metazoa; Chordata; Mammalia; Rodentia; Sciuridae. Gene Ontology annotation, cellular component: SNARE complex; plasma membrane; endomembrane system. The record is from RefSeq and is a predicted model, not a curated record. Gene Ontology annotation, molecular function: SNAP receptor activity; SNARE binding. Gene Ontology annotation, biological process: intracellular protein transport; vesicle fusion; exocytosis.